Molecule: messenger RNA, 4076 nt
Organism: Nilaparvata lugens (brown planthopper)
Lineage: Eukaryota; Metazoa; Arthropoda; Insecta; Hemiptera; Delphacidae
Product: probable maleylacetoacetate isomerase 2
Exons: 7
Coding region: 284-937 (217 amino acids)
Biological process (GO): glutathione metabolic process; L-phenylalanine catabolic process
Cellular component (GO): cytoplasm; mitochondrion
Molecular function (GO): glutathione transferase activity; maleylacetoacetate isomerase activity
Source: RefSeq, a predicted model, not a curated record
CGAGGAGCGCUAGUGCUGUAGUCGUUUAGCUGGUCCCCGUUCCAUACUGUAUUGCCCCUACCACGGUUCACUGUGUUAUUAUCUGCGAUUUCCCCAGUCCCCAGCUCCAGCCACUGUCAAACUGCUCACAGAUUUCUGUAUCAUUGCCAAGGUUUACCGGUUUUCAAAUAAGACUGUUUGUUUUAUUCCUAUGCUAGUCGAAUCCUUCCAUAGUUGAAGCGGUCUUACUUCUGUGGCUGAUCCAAAAUCUUCAAGCAUUCCCAAGAAAAAACAGUACACUACCAUGUCCAUCAUCGGAAAGCCCGUCCUGUAUUCAUACUGGAGGAGCUCUUGUUCAUGGAGGGUUAGAAUAGCCCUCAAUUUGAAAGAAAUUCCAUAUGACAUAAAACCAGUGAGCCUUGUUAAGGGUGGAGGGGAGCAGCACUGCAAUGAAUUCAGAGAGAUCAAUCCAAUGGAACAGGUGCCUGCCCUACAAAUUGAUGGCCACACACUUAUUGAAUCUCUAAAUAUAAUGCAUUACCUGGAGGAAACACGACCACAGAGAGCUCUUAUGCCACAAGAUGUUCAUAAAAGGGCGAAGGUGAGGGAGAUCUGUGAGGUAAUUGCAACUGGAGUCCAACCCCUCCAAAAUCUCACAGUUCUAAUCUAUGUUGGCGAAGAGAAAAAGAAAGAAUGGGCCCAACACUGGAUCACACGAGGGUUAAGAGCUGUUGAAAAGCUGCUAUCAUCUUGUGCUGGCAAAUAUUGUGUAGGAGAUGAAUUGACUUUGGCUGAUUGCUGUCUAGUUCCACAAGUUUUCAAUGCUCGAAGGUUCCACGUGGACCUACGGCCGUUCCCGAUCACACUACGAAUAGACCGCGAACUGGAGAACCACCCUGCAUUCCGUGCUGCACACCCCUCCAGCCAGCCCGACUGUCCACCGGAAGCGACCAAAUGAAAAACCGGAAGUGGCCGGAAGCGGACAAUGUCACAGCGGGCCUUAUUAUUCUGAUCCCAUCUUACCAGACUACUGAUGUGUGCUGUAUGAACGAUGCUGUAUGUAGUGCUCAGUGAAAUUAUAGAGUAAAGAUACCGUUACUUGUAGGUAGUAAUCAUUUACUGGUGAAAUAGAGUAAGUUGUUACCCCCAUGGAUACUCUUUGAGAUAGAUCUUUAUUUGAGUUCAGUGCUGAUACAAUGGAUGACUAUGUGAACGGUUCCGGAUUCAAAAGAUGCUAUCCAUUAUCUUAUGAAAGAUUUGACUGUUAUCCUCCUUGGACCUUCUCAUGAAACUCAUAGAGUAGGUAUUAUUAACUGAUUUCCGGUUUCUAGAACACUUACUUAUUGGAUCUAAUAAUGGAUCAUUAAACCUAUAGAACCAAAUCUAUGUAAUAGUUCAUUAAAUUUUCAAUAAUUUUCCCAGGAACUUAGCCUAGAUAUUCAAGAAAAACAAAACUAAAAAAAAUAACCAAUGUAAAGAAGAUUUCAAAAUUCAUGAGAAUAGUGUAGUUGAGAAUAAUCCCAUAUAGUACCUUUUUUAAAAACUUUUUACAUAAAAUAACGUUUUUUUUUUUUGAGAAGGUUACUACUGGAUUAUUUUUCAACUAUAAAUUAUUAUUAUUAACUAACAAAUCUAGUAGCCCUAAUUAAAUACGUUAGAAGGAAAUUAUGUAGCUUACCUGUAUCAAUUAUUGUAUUGAUGAAUGAUGAAUAAUUCUGAGUUAUUUACGUUUUUCUAUUAUAAUGACUAUUGAUCCCAACAAAAAAUAUAUGAGGAAGGAUCAGUUACCUAAUGCAUUGAAUAAUAACCUAUUCAGAAGUAUGGGUCUCCGUGGAUGGUGGAUAUAGAUAAAUAAUGUCUCCUUGGCUCCAAGUUGGAGGGAAGCUCACCAAUCUAUCAAAUUUACAAUCAAUAUUAUUAUAAUAGUAAAAAGAGGUUUUCCAGGAUUUUAUAAAUGAGUCUGUACCCAAUCUUAUAAAGUUUGUUGAAUGAGAAUUGAUAUUGUGAAAUUUUACCAUAAUUGAAAAAAAACACAGUUAUAUUUUGUCACAUCCACAUUCAUUAUAUACAUUAUUAAUAUAGGACUGUAUAAAUAAUUCCUGUAGUAAUGUCUGAUAAAUAUGGAUGUGAAAAAUAGAACUGUGUUUUUUAAAAUAUUUUAAAGUAUAAAAAAAGAAUGAUUGAACUCUCUUCUGUUAAUUAGGUCCAUGCUCUGUUCGAUUUGAAGGGGAGAGUCAUAGGCAAACUUGAAUAAUCUUCAUUUUGUUCGUUUCUUAUGAAUUUGUGAUUAUGGUGAAAGAUAUGAUAAACAUUUUUCUAAUAUAGAAAUAAUAGUAAAGUGAUUAGUAAAUUGAAUUACAAAUUAAUAUAUUCACAAUAGGGUACGGUAAGCUAUUAAAUUAUGUAAGAUUUUAGAACAACCGACAAUGGCAGGCUACACUUCUACUACCGGUACAGAUCGAAUGAUCAGUCAUUCUGUAAACAAGCAAGACAAUUGAAAUAUGUGUAUCUAGGAAAAUGUGGAAUAAGUAGUCUAUAGUGUGAUAGUUUUGUACAAAAGUAAUCGAGUAAUUGUAAUGACUUAUAAUAUCUGGUACUUUAGUACUGUAAUUCUGUAAGGAAUAGGGCUAUAUCAACUUCUGUGGAAAAAUUGAUUUGAUUUGGCUCUGUAACUGGGGAUAUUUGUCUCACUACCGUAGCUAUUUUAUGAAUAGCUAGAGAAAUAUAUUUGAAAAUAUUAUUAUAACAUCACAAAAUAUCAAUAGAAGAGCAUUAAUGCUUCCUUUUCAAUAUCAUGAAGCUAUUGAAACUUGAACCAAAAUUUUUGUUGAUAUCAUCCAAAAAUUGACUGUGGUUGAGUACCUGAUUCAAUAGCUAAAAAAAUGUUUAUGCUUGUGAUAUUAUACAGAACUUGAAUAAUAAAGUUGAUUAAACAUCAUAUUGUUGAAAUAUCAUUCAAUGAAACUUGUUGUUUUUGUUAUGGUUUUCUCAUUGUUAUAAUUAUAUACGUUCAUUGACAUACCGUAGGCUAAUCGAAUAUUGAUUACUGAUGAACAAAUUUUUGAAGUACCUAGCCUACGACAUGCUUGCAUAAAAUUAAUACUGUUUAUUUAUUAUAAUGCAGAAUUUUUCUCCAAGUAGACAGUAGCUAUUACAAAUUAUAUAUUGUACAGUUAAAUAGUAUUAUUAGUUGAUUAAUUGUAUAAGUGAAUAGUGUAAUUAAUAGAUAGAAUAGUAUAGUGCAUAAGUAGGUAAAAAUGAAAGUUCAAACGAUUAAAGCUGCUCAUAAAUUAAUGACAUCAAAUUGGCUCUGCCUCAAUAUUUAUAGUAGAUUCAAAAAGCUAAACACAUGCAAUAGCAACAAAUUUUUCUAAGAAUAAAAUUAGAAGAGCUUUGUAUUACCCGUAGUAAAAGUAAAAGGAUCUGUUGAUAAACAUAAAAUAUAAAUUAUAAUGUACGGUAUCAUAGAGUAACUACUUUUUACAAGCAGAUUUAUAGUACAUUAUUUGUAUCAGCUUUCAAUCAUUGAUAAUUAUAUAACCAGGCAAUGUCAUUGCAAAUGUCCUGAAAAACCUCAAAUGAGUUAAGUUAAUUCAUUCAGGUUUUUUGUUAUCAGUUUUUUUCUAAAUAGUGAAGUAUUCAACUUAUUCAUGUGAAGUAGGCUAUGUAGGGCUACUCAAUAUUAAAAUUGUCAAAGUAUUGUUGAUAAUAAUAUUAUUAACCAAGCUGAAUAACCAUUGGUGCAAUCCUUUGGUUUCAAUAUUAUUCUUUUAGUAAUUAUAGCCUGCACUACCUACAAAUUUAUUCAUUCUGAAAGUAUGUUUGCUUACUUGGGCGAAUUGAACUUUGGAUUUCAAUGUCUCCAACUCUCCAUGGUAGCUAAUAAUUAAAAACUUCUAAUUUUCACAAGUAAUUUCCGACUGCAUAUAGCCUAAACCUUUAAUUUUAGGCCUACUCAUCAUUGCGAAUAUUCAACCAAGGCACAGUUUAGUAUAAUAUAGUAAAUAAGUUAGUUGAUUGUGUUAUUCCAGGUUGGAAUUGUUGAAGUGAUAAUCAAACUGAAGAUAAUAAAAACUAGUAAUUUCAGAGAAACAAUA